Centruroides sculpturatus (bark scorpion) is the source of this 1073-nucleotide messenger RNA. RefSeq names its product transmembrane protein 114-like. Gene Ontology annotation, cellular component: membrane. Bases 125 to 967 code for a protein of 280 amino acids. The record is from RefSeq and is a predicted model, not a curated record. The transcript is spliced from 5 exons. Lineage: Eukaryota; Metazoa; Arthropoda; Arachnida; Scorpiones; Buthidae.
GUAGAUCGCGGCAGGUGCGAGGAGGUAGUUUGACGUUCUUCUUUGUACAGAUACGAUGUGUGUGCGCGACGAGUGAAGCUCCGAUCUCUUUACUUCUCGGCAAAACCUUUCUUUUUUUUUGGAAAUGGCUUGUUCGGCUGUAACUCUAUCCGUUGCCACUAUAGGUGCCGUAGUGGCAGUGUCUUGUUUAGCCAUAGCUUUCGGUACGGACAAUUGGUACGAAAUUCGCGUGAAGAGAAAGGAUCUAACGGAAGAAGCUGAAGGAAAUGCAGAGUUACAAGAGAAGCUUCAGUACGAUAUUCGUUUCUUCGAUAGAGACGAAGGAAUUUUUAGAAUCUGUUUUCCUAACGACAAACCUAAGAAAGUGGCUCUAUACGUUUCUCCCGUGCAAACGUCUUGCAUGAACAUGAAUUAUUAUUUGUCGGAAGGAAGCACAGCAAACCAAACAGACGAUGCUUGGUGGGAAAGAUUGCACAUGGCACGAUCUGUUGUAGGACUCUUCAUCUCAUCAUUUUUCUUUAUUUUUAUAUCGUUCUUUACUGGUAUUGCCGGUUGUUGGAAGAGAUCUCGAGGAAAUGUAGUCGCUACCGGUUUGCUUCUUCUUUUAGCUGCUUUAGUGGAUGCAGGAGCGAUGGGAUUGUGGCAUGGAGUACAAUAUUAUGAUUCUAAAGUACUGAAAACGGGCGAAACUUCUUAUGAAAAUUGGCCAAAGGAACUGAAGGGAAUGACAGACUUUUAUUUCGGUUGGUCCUAUAUACUAGCGUGGAUAGGAGUGGGGAUGAGUCUCCUGACGGGCAUUCUCUUCUUGUGUGCAGCUCGUUGCUUACGUCAAGAAAAGAAAAUCGAACAAGCCAAGAAUAUGCAGUACUUAAUGCCCGUUUAUCCCGAUAAAAGACAACCCUACGGAUACAGUUACGCUCAUCCUUAUUAUCCUCCAGGAACGCAAUACAGCUCCUACGGUUAUUAAUUCUUCCAUAUAAAAAACAUAGGAGAGACGAGAAAUUCGCGUGUAUAUAUAGUCUUACUAAUGUUUAAUCAGUUUUUAUUUUAUAAAAUAACAACGUGAAAAAAAA